AUGGCCGCUGAAUUCCAGAGCGCCACAGGACAGAGGCCCCAGCUUUCUCUGCACAGCGUCCUAGAGGACGACUGGGCCAGGAAUGUUUGUAGCGUGUCCGUGGGCCUCCCGGAGAGAGCCCUGGUCGGCAGGGAGAGGCCAGCAGAGGCGGAGAAGGCGAGCUGCCCCCGGCCCCCAGAGGCUGGAGAAGGUGGGAGUUCCCCAGGGUGUGAUGGGAGAAGCCCCCCCCACGGGCCAGCUGCCCAGGAUCCGCCCCAGAGCCCCGCAGUGUCUGGGAAGGCGUCCACAGGGCAGCGGGCAGCCGAGCAGGUCGUGGUGGGGGCUGGCGGUGAGGAUGGCCCUGCUGCCUCACACAACCAGGAGGAGCUGGAGGUCAAGGCUUGGCCAGUGUCCAUGGGGCGGCCCGGGCAAGGACUCCCUGCUCCCACUGACACCCCUGCCGGCUCCCCAGAGUCUGCAGCCAGCAAGGCUCGCUCAGGUCCCUUCAUGGGGCAGAGAAGAUCCAAGUGUGCUAAGCUGGGGAGGGGCCCAGUGCCCCCUGCCGAGGACCGGGCCACCGACAGACGCUCCGACAACUUCAGCCACGACCCGGACCCGCCGGCAGCAUCCCGCCCAGGAGGCUUCCCCAAACCGGAGGAAAUGAAGAUGUCCCACGGGGUGAAGCGUGUGUGCUACGUGGAUUCCGGGUCGGUGAUCCACCUCCUGGGGGCCAUCAGCCCCGGGCAGGCAGCGGGUUCGCGGCCGCUGAAGCUGGAGCCCCUGGAGAACAUGAUGGAGGUCAGCGCAGCCUCACCUGCCCAGAGGCCCAGGAGGAAGAUAAGGCGCCAGGCCCACAGCCCCACUUGGUGCCAGUUCUCCUGGUGGCCUCCCUCAGGAGGGACAGAGUGGGGCUCUGGUGGCGUCGCUGACCCCGCGCCAUCUGGGAGCGGCUCCCUGGCCCUCAGGGACCCCACUCCUCCUCCACAUGCUCUUUCUCCUUCCAGUCCAGUGGAGUCUGAAGAGGAGGAGCCCGAGGAGCCCGAGGAGCCCGAGGACCAGGACUGGGAAGAGGACUCAGCUCAGCUUCAGCUCCAAAAGGACAUUGGGGUACGGCACACUGUGGUCCGCGUCAUGAGGAAGGUGCUGUGGAGCCGCCUCCGGGAGCUCCCAGACGUGGCGCUGAGUAAGGAGGUGGUAGAGGGCAUCGCUGCUGGCAUCGAGGCAGCCCUCUUCGACCUGACACAAGCCACCAACUGCCGCUACAAGACCAAGUACCGCAGCCUACUGUUCAACCUGCGGGACCCCAGGAACCCCGACCUGUUUCUCAAAGUGGUUCAUGGAGAUGUCACCCCCCACGGCCUGGUGCGGAUGAACUCAAUCCAGCUGGCCCCCCAAGAGCUGGCCCGCUGGCGGGACCAGGAGGAGAAAAGGGGCCUGGAGAUCAUUGAGCAGCAACAGAAGGAGCUGUGCAUCCUUCCGACCUCCAAGCUGACCCACAAGGGCGAAGUCGAGAUCCUGCGGGACACGGACCAGAUGCUGACCCUGGAGGACCUGGUGAGACCCAUGAUGUCCACAGACUGCAGCCCACUGGCCCUGCCUGCCAUGUCAGAGGACCCCACAGAGCAGGAGCAGGACCCCAUGGAGCAGCAGGACCCCACAGAACAGCAGGACCCCCUGGAGCAGCAGGACCCCACAGAACAGCAGGAACCCCCAGAGCAGCAGGGGGAACCCCCAGAGCAGCAGGACCCCGCGGAGCAGCUGGACCCCACGGAGCAGCAGGAGGAACCCCCAGAGCAGCAGGACCCCACGGAGCAGCAGGGGGAACCCCCAGAGCAGCAAGGGGAACCCCCAGAGCAGCAGGAACCCACAGAACAGCAGCAGGAACCCACAGAACAGCAGGAGGAACCCCUGGAGCAGCAGGAGGAACCCCCGGAGCAGCAGCAGGACCCCACAGAACAGCAGGACCCUCCGGAGCAGCAGGACCCCACAGAACAGCAGGAACUCCCGGAGCAGCAGCAGGACCCCACGGAGCAGCAGGACCCCACGGAGCAGCAUGAGCACCACUUCUUUGACCCCAGCUGCCACAUCUGCAACGACUGGAAGCCCUCGUGUGCGCUGCCAGGCUUCUCCCAAGCCAACAGGAGGGUGGAGGACAAUGUCAUCCGGAGAGCCCCAAGCCCAGAGAUGUCCUCUCCAGAGAUGCCCCAAAUCUCCGAGAAACCUCCCAUGGAGCCCCUGGACAGGGUCCUUCCCUCCAGGCUGCAGGUGUCUGCAGGGCCCACAAAGCCCCCCUGGGAGGGGGCUGUGGCCAUGUUCUCCAUCAAGCAGUUCCGGGUCAAGGCCCAGCUGGUCUCAGGACACAGCUGUCAGCUCAUCAUGACCCUGCCCGAGGUAAUCCGCUCAGCAGGCUGCAUUCCCUCCAGCACCAUCUGGAACCUUCUGGCUAGUGUCUGCCCAGCCAAGGCCAAGGACGCCUGUGUGGCCAGACUGUGCCCCCAGGGGGCUCGGGACACCCAGAACUGCCACCUGCUCUACUCCUACCUCAACAACAAGCAGUGCCAUGGCUUGGCAGCGGUGGAACACGUGAGGGUAGUCCUGCUGCCCCUGCCUGCCUUCCAGCCCCUGCCCACCAGACUGCGCCUUCUUGGAGGCCCAGGCCUGGAAGCCGCUCACCCAAGCCUGCUGCUGGCUGUGCUGCUCCCCACAGCAGGGUUUCCAGACACAGCGGAAUCCAGCCCCUUGCUGGAGAAGGUUCGCAAGGUGGUCUCCUUCAACAAAAAAGUGGAGAUGAGAUGCUACCAGCGGAAGGACAGGAGGCCGGAUGUGGCCCCGAAGGGCUCCCCUCCCUCAGGGGGCAAAGGCAGCCUGGCUCCAAGGGGAAGCUGUGCUGGGCAGAAGCCCUCUAGAGGCAGGGGGAGACUGUGGGGAGAGCCUGAGACCUGGCGGGGGCCCGGGCGAGGGGAGUGGCCCACAAGACCGGGCUGGUGCCAGUCUUGGCACCCCUCUUUGGCAGUACCAGCUGGCCGGGGCCAGCACCUCCACAGGGCAUCCUGUCCCCAGCAAGCCCUGCUCCAGCAUCUUGAAUCCCUGGUGACGAUGAGCCGCCAGCUCCAAGCCUCCCUGAGACCCCCAGGCCAGGAGCUCCUUCCGCAGUCACCUGCAGCCGGUGGAAUCCUUGGACUCUUAUGCCGGCCUCUGGCAACUCCAGAGCCCCCUGGCCCAGCCCCCGACUCCUCUUUGGGCCCAACAGAUGGAGCUGGCUCUGAGUGUCCUCUCCCUGGAGAGACCUGACCCUAGAAGAGGGCCUUUGACUCCCUCCCCAGUGCUGACCCCUGAGCUGUUCCAGGGACAUAUGGGGGCAGAGGAAGGGGAGGGCCAGCUCAACCCACGCGCCCCUUUUGAGUUUCAUGUUUUGCAAACUGUUUAGUGUUGAUUUUGGGUUCAAUAAAGAUUUUGACGAAGUUGA
Myotis davidii is the source of this 3445-nucleotide messenger RNA. It is a transcript of the gene SPOCD1, whose product is annotated as SPOC domain containing 1. Gene Ontology annotation, cellular component: nucleus. Gene Ontology annotation, biological process: DNA-templated transcription. Lineage: Eukaryota; Metazoa; Chordata; Mammalia; Chiroptera; Vespertilionidae. The record is from RefSeq and is a predicted model, not a curated record.